AUGAAAACACUUCUUUUCGCUCUCGUCCUGACUUUAAUGGCUGCGGCCGUAGUCAUGGCUAACCCAAAGCCAGUAGAUUCCUAUGGAGAACAUGCUCAACAUUGCUUCAAGAAAUGUACACACUACACAAAGGUCAAAGGAAAGUGUGUCGACUUUGAAUGGGUCGGAACCAAGAAGGAAUGCUGCCAAUGGAAGACCGUUGGUAAAGGAAAAUGUGAUCUCUACAAGAAGGUUGGCAAGUGUGUGAAAUACAGCAAGAAGAGAAAAAUCUGUUUGGGUCACGCUUACAAACAAUUCUGUAAUAAGGUUACCAAACACAAGAUUUGUUCCAAGUGGGUUUGGAAGGAAGCUUGUAAGAAGAAGGGAUCCAAUAACGCCUGUGAUCAAUACGCUUAUCACUUUAUUUGUACCAAAUACGAUAGUGCCUCACGAUGUGCUGUCAAGACCUUUGUUCCAAAGAUUUCCUACUUCUUCAAGAAGAGAUGUGCCAAAUAUGCCGUUCAUCAAUACUGUUCUAAAUACAAGACUCUCAAGAGAACUGUUCAAAAAUGGGUUCUUGUGAAGGGUAAGCACUACAAGGGAUGGGUCGACAAGUACUAUCGUCAAGUGUUGUUCACCAAGCGUAGAAAGAUUUGUGUUGCCUUCUCCAAGAAGAAGACUUGUGUCAGAACUCAAAAUGUUAAAUUCUCCAAGAAGAUUGGAUACACCAAGAAGUGCGUCAAGGUUAUUACCAAGAAGUUCUGUGUGGCCAAGAAGAAGAUUAGAUUCUGUACCAAGUGGAGUCGAAGUCGUUUCUGUACUCGCCGAGAAAAGAUUAGAGUGUGUAAGAAGUAUGACCAUCAAAAAUUCUGUUGCAAUUACAAGGCCAAGCCAUAUUGUACUCAAUUCAAGACAUUGAAGCCAAGAUGUAUCAAGAAGAAAUUCAAGCAAGUUUGUGCUCAUUUCUCACCAGGUCAAAAGAUUUGUGUCAAGUAUAACUUUGUGGGUGGAAAGAAGGAAUGUCGUAAAUUUGCUCAAGUCUCCAAGUGUGCUAAAUGGAAGAAGAUUUGUAACAAGAUUGAUGUGUACAAACCAGAUGCAAAGAAGGAUGAUAAGAAGCAUUAA
Messenger RNA from Naegleria lovaniensis, 1104 nucleotides. RefSeq lists its product as uncharacterized. The transcript has a single exon. Lineage: Eukaryota; Heterolobosea; Eutetramitea; Acrasida; Naegleriidae. The coding region runs from base 1 to 1104 and encodes 367 amino acids. The record is from RefSeq and is a predicted model, not a curated record.